This is a messenger RNA of Entelurus aequoreus (snake pipefish), 4485 nucleotides long. RefSeq names its product homeobox protein SIX5. Gene Ontology annotation, molecular function: DNA-binding transcription factor activity, RNA polymerase II-specific; RNA polymerase II cis-regulatory region sequence-specific DNA binding. The transcript has 3 exons. Bases 993 to 2489 code for a protein of 498 amino acids. NCBI's taxonomy places the organism in Eukaryota, Metazoa, Chordata, Actinopteri, Syngnathiformes, Syngnathidae. Gene Ontology annotation, biological process: regulation of transcription by RNA polymerase II. The record is from RefSeq and is a predicted model, not a curated record.
AUCCAAAUUUCAAAAUUGUAUUCAUCUGAAUUAAAAAACUAACAAUUUGUUACAUGUUUAAAAAUGUUCCUGGGUGACAUUCUGACAAUAAAACUACAUUUGUGUGCAAAUAUUGGGUUCUUCAUUUAAGUGCAUUUAAUUUACACAUGCGAUUAAUCACAUGUGAUUAAUCAUAAUUAAUCCAAACUUCAAAAUUGUAUUAAUCUGAUCCAAAAAAUAAUUCGAUACAUAUUUUAAAAUGUUCCUGGAUGACAUUCUGACAAAACUCCAUUUGUGCACAAAUAUUGGGUUCUUUAUUUAAGUGCGUUUUAUUUACACACACGAUUAAUCACCUCUACUACGCUACUGUAUUGUAACGUUGGUCGUCAUGGUGAUACUUCAAGAGCCAAGUGUUCAGUGGGAAAAAGUUUGUAGAUAUUACACUAAUAUUGUGAAAUCAAUGACAUUUACUAUUUAUGUAACAGCAACAGUGUUACGUGGAGUUACGUUUCAUCCGGAAAUUAAUUAAUCACAGGAAUGUGUUUUUAUGAAUAAACUUGAGUUUUUUGUUUUUUUUACAGGAAAAACAUCAAACCGAGCUCAUGUGUUUCAUAUUUUGAAUGGAAUGGUCCUCCGCCGUCACUUGCAAUGACCGUUGUCCAGGCGAGCGUCCUGAUUGGCCGACAUGUGUCAAAAAGGCCAAACGUAGAGCCGCCAUUGGCUGACAGCUGUCGAGGAGGCGGGAUCACUCCAGCGGCGACUGUCAAGAUUGGCGAAGGACUCCUCGGCGCAGGUAAAAAAAAAAAAAAAAAAGAGCCAGCGACGUCUAAAAAGCAAAAAGAUUUAUCCUCGAAAAAGAAAAAGCCAACAGUGGGAUGGGAACCGGCCGAUGUUUUCGCGCGGAAGAAGAAACACAAACGCGAGGUCUUUGAGUUUGUGGGAGAGGAAAGAGGAAGAAAGUGUGGAGCACGUUUUGCCAGCAAGUUGGACAGCUGCGUGCUCAUCAACAAAGAAUGAAAGCGUUCAAGCGAACUCUGGAAGAAGAGCGCCACGCGGAGCAGGAGCACUCCUCCGCCAUGUCGGACAGCGACGACGGCUCCCCGCUCGACCUGUCAGGAAGCGGACUCUUCGGGAAGCGGCGCCGCCGCGGCAACCUGCCCAAGGAGGCGGUGCAGAUCCUCAGGAGCUGGCUGUACGAGCACCGCUUCAAUGCCUACCCUUCAGAGCAGGAGAAACUGAGUCUGUCCGGCCAGACCAACCUCUCUGUGCUGCAGAUCUGUAACUGGUUUAUUAACGCACGCCGACGCCUCCUCCCGGACCUGCUCCGAAAAGACGGCCAAGACCCGACCAAGUUCACAAUAUCCCGCAAGUUGAACGGCAAGGGUGACGGCCACUCCUCCACAGCAGGGGGCAGCAGUUCACCCGAGCGCCUCUCCUCCCAGCAGCGGCCGUCUGUCAUCCGCUCCGCUCCCACUUUGGACCUCAGCGUCCUGGGCAACACCGCCACGGCCAUCCUGACGGGAGCGGCCUACCCCGGCAUGGAAGGCCCAGUUCAGGCGCUGAUGCGGCUGCACACGCAAAGUCUGCUAAGGGAGGCCGAGGACCAGGGCGCCAACACGUCCGUCAGCCCCGGCGGCGGCUUCUUCAACACGCCUCCCCCCACCCCGCCAGAGCUCCUACCCGCCCAGGACUUCAGUGAUCUCAGGCUUCUGGUGGAUGCAGCUCUACAGAGGGCAGCUGAGCAGGAGAACCUGCAGAGGGUCCAGGAGAGCCAGGUUCUCCAAGAGACGGUGACGGUAGAGGCGCGAAGUGACCUGGGCCCCACGCCACCGCCCGAGGACAGCCAGCAGGUCUUAGAUCCGUGCAGAGUGCAGAGUCUGAUGGAGAAAGCUAUGACCGUACCAGCUGCUCCAUUGUCUGGAACAGCACCAGUCUUGGUCUCUGCUCCCAGGCUGUCCCCCCUGCCCGUGACCAAAGUCAUCUGGAGUCCAUUAGAGAAGGACAAUGUCCAAGCCUCCAGCCCAAAGCAGCUCAUCCCAGCCCACGUGCCCACCUUGGUCGCCGUGUCGGCCUCCAUGUUUGGUCCGCUCUCUUCGGAAAAUCAUGCAGCUUCAGAUUCAAGUCCAGGGUCCAUAACUCCAAGUUCUACCUCCACGAGCCAGGCCUCGUCACCAGCGCCCACCAUCCCUUCCUUCAGCGCCCCAAGAACUGUCCCUCUUUACCUGCCCUUCCACAAGUCUCAGUUGUUUCCAGUCGCCUUCCCGUCGCCCGGGUCUCCUCCCCCGGUCUCUACCUCCGGCCAAGCUUUGAAGUCUUCCUCCAUGUCCACAGUCCUGCCCUGCCUCGGCCUGUCCCCCCGCUUCCCCCCCGCGGGCGGCGGUGGCGCACAGAGGCCCAGCGUUUGGAACAUGGUCCACGGCGACAGCAGGCAGCCCGCCCCCCUGCAGGUGGUCCAGCCCCCCCUCGCCGGCGCCGUGUGGGGUCCGCAGCACACCGCCUGCACGCAGUGAGGACUUUUUUUGUGAAAAGCCCAGAAUGUAUCUCCAGCGCUCCUUGUGAGAAGAACGCAUGUGCCUGCCAAGCAGAAGGUUUUAGGUUUCCAAAUGUUUUGCUCCGUUUUAGUCGGCUGGUUUUCGUUUCGAGCAUUAGCGCCGGAAAUCAAGCAGCCGCAGAUUCAUGGACUGAGAACAUUCCAGAUGAAUUGUCCUGGACCACUUUUACGUCUUCUUUGGGUGUCAUAGUUUGCAUCUUCAGAAGCAACCUUCUAGUUUUUAUUACAACCGAGUCCUCUUUCUACCGUUCCAGUCUUUGCUGAUCUGGGAAGGGUUCUUGUUGUUGAUCAGCUGAUAUGAAAUGUAGCCAGCAGGGCCCAAAGGAGGUCUCCUUGGACCCGUCACUCAAGUCUGAACUUGUUUCCAGCCUACAGAGGAGGGGGGGUGCCCAAAUGUGUUGCCUUCAAGGGCCAAAGUGAAAAUGUGAAAUUUAAGUCGGGCCGCACCAGUAGUGAAACGUGUAGACCACAGGUCAAACCUCAUCCUUUUAUACGUCUUUUUUUACUUAUGUACGUUUUGACAUUAACAAAUAUACCUUUUAAACUUUAUUAUUAUCCAAUAUUGCAGAGAAAACAUGUUUUAUUAUCAUAUUUCCCAACAAUUUUUUACUUAAAAUAAAAAUACUUCAAUAUCUGCUGGACUUUGGAUUUCAAAGCACGUUAUCCAACAAAUUGUAAAAAUGACAAUAGAGUUUACAGUAAAAUAUACAGUUUCGUACAGCACAUUACUGUAAAUUGAAAAACUACCAUGUAUUUGUUUUUUCAAUGGUAAAAUUCUCUCAAAGGAGCUGCCAGUUUUUUAUCGUAAAAUCUACAAUUGUUUCUACAGCGUGUUACGGUAAAAAACUGGCAGUUCAGUUGUCAUCAUUUCAACAAAAACGGUAAUAUACAGUUUUAUGUUGGAAAAACCACCGUAAAAUUUACAGUCAAAUUCUGGCGACUAAGCCGCUAGGUUUUUAUUGUAAAAACUACGGCUGUUUUUACAGUGUAUUACUGUAAAUGAAAAAACAAUCAUAUACAGUAAUGUUAAAACCACCAUAUAAUUUACAGUAAAAUUCUGGCAACUAAGCUGCCAGAUUUUAUUGUAAAAUAUGUUACAUUGUUUUAUGGUAAAAACUGGCAGCUCAGUUGCCGUAAUUUAAAGAAACUGUUGUUUAUUUUCAAUUUAUGGUGAUAUGUUGUCUGGCAACCAGGUUUGUAUCGUAAAAUCCACAGUUUUUACAGUGUAUUAUUGUAAAUUAAAAAUAGUACCACAUUUUUUUCUGACAAAAAACUGGCAGCUCAGUUUUUUAAAAAGGAUGUAUAUUUUUCCCAAUUCAUUGUAAUAAGUUGUAAAAACUAGCGUAAAAUUCUGGCGACGAAGCUGCAGGUUUCUAUUGUAAAAUCUACAGUUUUUACGUUUUAUUACUGUAAAUGGAGAAACGGUACCACAUUUUUUUACGGUAAAAAGCUGGCAGCUAAGUUGCCAUAAUUUUAAAAAUGGUAAUAUACAGUAAUAUGUUGUUAAAACCACCGUAUAAUUUACAGUGAGAUUCUGGCGACUAAGCUACUAGUUUUUAUUGCAAAAUCUAUGGUUGUUUUUAUGGUGUAUUACAGUAAAUGGAAAAACAGUACCACAUAUUUUUACGCUAAGAAACUGGCAGCUGAGGUGCCAUAAUUUAAAAAUCAGUAAUAUGUUGUUAAAACCACCGUAUAAUUUAUAAUAAAAUUCUAGCGACUAAGCUGCCAGUUUUUAUUGUAAAAUACAUUACAUUGUUUUACAGUAAAAACUGGCAGCUCAGUUACCAUAAUUUGAAGAAACUGUUGUUAGUUUUUUCAAUUUACGGUAAUGUUGUCUGGCAACUAAGCUGCCAGGUUUUUAUCGUAAAAUCUACCGUUUUUACAGUGUAUUACUGUAAAUGAAAAAUAGUACCACAUUUUUUUCUGAGAAAAAAACUGGCAGCUCAGUUUUUUUU